Drosophila hydei is the source of this 4651-nucleotide messenger RNA. RefSeq lists its product as uncharacterized. NCBI's taxonomy places the organism in Eukaryota, Metazoa, Arthropoda, Insecta, Diptera, Drosophilidae. Bases 424 to 4569 code for a protein of 1381 amino acids. The transcript has 5 exons. Gene Ontology annotation, molecular function: DNA-binding transcription factor activity. The record is from RefSeq and is a predicted model, not a curated record.
AACGAUCACACUCGUUUGUGUAUUGCGAAGACGGGAGGACGUCUCGUCGCAGUCCGCAGAGCAGAAAGCAGCGUUUUUUUAGCGUCGUUUGUCGCCGUCGUCGUUAUAGGCGUCGCGUCGGCGGUGUAUAAUCAACAAACAAAACAUAAAAAUAUAUAUACAUAUAUUUAAAAAGAAUAUUAUAUUCAUAUACAUUGUAUAUAAGUGUAAUAAGCGAAACAAAUUAUUACAAAAAGAGAAGUGAUUAUGCCGUUGUGUACAUUUUUUUCAAGUUCUAAUAUCAACAAUAUCCCAAAUUCAUUGGAAACAUGAAUUAAAGCUGCAAAUAUAAAAGUAAAAAAAAAUACAAGAAAAAGAAAGUAAAUAAAAUAUAUAAACAGAGAGCGACAGAGAAGAAGAGAGAGAGCAGCAGCAGUAGCAGCCAUGUCCAGCAGCGAUGAUGUGCAGAUCACCAGCGUGAUCGAUGCUAAUGGCCAGACGCUGCCUCUGCACGGCAACAGCUUGGGCGGUGCGCUCGGUCCCCCCGUUAAGCAGGAGGACGAUGCCGAAAUACGCGAAUUGGCGGCCAAAAUGAAGGAGCAGCAGAAACAACAAGCAGCCCAACAGGCCAGCCGUCAAGCAGCCAUGCAGCAUGCUAAUGGUGGCGGAGUUGGCGGUGGUGGCGCAGCGGCAAUGCAACCGCCAUUAACCAAUGGCAAUGGCCAAACAAAUAUAAUGAGCUACCUGUCUCGGCAUCAGAAGCUACCUAACGGUACAAUGCAAGUGGUGCCCGCAUUGGCAGCCAAUGGUCGUGCUAAUGGUGCCAUCAUUGAUAACAGCAACGAUAAGAAAUCAUCGUCAUCGUCAUCGGGCGGCGGUCCGUGCGAUGAGGAAUCGAUAAAAGGGCAUUUUGGAUGGGCGCAAUUCGGAAAAGUAUCGAUACCCUAUAUAUACAGACAAUCGGAGAAGUAUUGCUCGGUGCGCAUGAUUGAAUUAAAGCUGCUUGGCAAGUAUCUCAAUUGCCUGCAUCCGGACAUCUAUUCCAGUUGCACAUGCGUGCGCAGCUAUUAUAUAACCGAUGCCGAAGCACGGCUCUUCAUCGAGAUUAAUCACAAGCAUUGCGAUGGUGAAUUUGGCCGUGACAUUUUCACCCAAAAAGAUUUGGUCGUCCGUCUCAGUGAUGCCUCCAAAUUCUAUCAAUUCCUGGACAUAUGCUAUCGCAAACUGGUGGCUGGCAGCAAAACUCCGUCAGAGAAAUGCGGUUUCAUACGCAUCAACAAGGAAUCGGUGGUGCCGUACACCGUCCGCAACAGUCAGCAGGUGGUGCCACUUUUCUACUUCGAAGGUGAAACGGAGAAUUUGAAGACCAAAGCGGAACUGCUCAAUGGCUGGGAUUUGGCAUAUUUGAAAUUUUGCUGCAAAGUCCAGGGCAUACGCAAUGAGCUAUUCUCUAGUGAAAACGUUGCCGUUAUUUCACUAACCGACAUCAAAAGCUACUUUCCCAAUGGCACCGAGUUCGAGGACUAUUGGCCCAGCAAGGUGGUCGAUUCCAAUUUGUUGAUCGGCAAUCGGGCCAAUGUUAAUAAUUCGGUCAAUUGGACCCGUCAGCCAUCGGCACCGCCACCAAAAAUCUCUGCCAGUGUCAACAGUAGCAGUGCUGUCAAUGUACAAAAGUCGCAGCAGCAGCAACAACAGCAGCAGCAACAACAACAGCAGCAACAGCAUUCGACAGCCGCCGCCGCCGCAGCGCAGCAGCAGCAUUUGAUGAAGCAACGCGCUGCUGUCGCCGCCGCCGCCGCUGCCAACGGCGUGGCCAAUGGUAGCAACUUCCCAUCGGCUGCUGCUGCAGCGGCUGCAGCGGCAGCAUUCAAUACGCACGCCGCGGCAGCAGCCAUGCUGCAAACGCAGGGAAAUACUCGCAUGCUGACUCAAGCCACGGUCCAAGCUCUAGCCAGCGGUGGCUGGAUGAAUAGCCAAAACAAUGUGCCGCAGCUACAUGUCCAAAUGUUGGCGCAACAAUCGCAUGCGAAUGCAAAUCGCGGCGGCUAUCGAGAACAUAUAAACAACAUGAUACUGGGUGGCAGCAGCCGUCAGCCGUAUUCUUAUAACAAUCCUGCGAUUUCGAUGUCCUCCGUGAACAGUCACAGUGGCGGCGGUAAUGCGCCGCCACCUCUGGUUCGUUCUGCUGCCGGACAGAAUGCCAAUCACAUGUCAAAUGUCGAGCAAUCACUGGUGCAACAACAACAACAACAACAGACACAACAACAGCAACAACGACAACAACAACAACAACACCAUAGCACAUUUAACCAUGCACAACAACAACAACAACAACAACACUCCCCAAACACGCACAGUUCACGUGGCCAUCAUGGCCAUGUCCUUGCCAACAAUAAUAACAAUAACAAUAAUAAUAAUAAUACGCACAACAACUCCUCCAACAACAACAACAACAACAAUAACAACAGCAGCUCCUCAAAUGCCGGCAACAGUGCCUCAGCAGCUGCUGCUGCCGCUGCCGCUGCCGCCGUCGCUGCUAACAUGCACGUCCUGCUAGGCAGUCCCUUCAAUUAUAAUAUGCCGUCAACUCGUGCCGACUAUACAAACCUGGCGCUUUGGAACCAACUGACGCCCACACAGCGCUUGAUUCUGACGCAGCAAAUGAAGGGUGCCAACGCCGGCUCCAGCGGUGGCGGUGGCGGUGGCAGCGGCGGCAGCAGCGGCGGCAACGCGUCACCGAAAUUAACGCAUGGUUCCACAUUAGGUGGCAACUUUCCGGCGUUGCCAUCGUUGCCACUGGACACCGAUCUGAUCACAAUGCUCGACUACAAUAAUCCGAACAAGCAGGCGAACAGCAAGAGCAACAGCAGCAGUGGCAACAGCGGCAGCAGAGCAGGUGGUGCAUCGAGUGGCACCUUUACUAAGCCCACUGUGCCGCCAUUAAUAUCGGACGAGCAUCAUCAACAACAGCAGCUACAGCAGCAGCAGCAGCAGCAGCAGCAGCAGCAGCAGCCAGCACCACCAACUGGCAGAAAGCAGCGUGCAGGUGGUGCUGGUGGUGUCACUACAAUACCCUUGAACUCCACUCAAGCAUUGGAGGAUUUCGAGAAGAAGUUUAAUAUGACGGACGAGAUGCGAGCCGUAAUACACAAGGUGAUAGCCAAUCCAGAUCUCUCCACCUCCAUACAGACCAAUGCGAACAACAACAACAACAACAAUAGCAAUAAUAAUAACAAUAAUAAUAAUAAUUCACAUCCGCUCAACGCGUACAUUUCGCCACCCAUGUCCCCGGCGAUUGGUGGUGCAAAUGUGACCACCUUAUCGCUGGCAUCGAAUCCAAACGUGACCAUCACACCGCAGUUGCCGGGGCAUUUUCUGCACUCGCCGUCCAGCUCGUGCUCCAGUUCGAGUGCGUCCACGACGGCUGCCUCGCCGCUGGGCAACAACAACCACAACAACAACAACAACAACAACAACGGCAGCAAUGGUGGCGGCGGCGGCAAUAGUUGUGUAAAUGGUGGUGCGGGUGGGGCACGGCAAAAGAGUGUGAUAUGCUCAACAAAAUCAAAUGCAUUGCCGUUGGCCAUAUUGUCGCUGGCGGGGAGUGGCGGUAACGUCGGUAGUGGGGGUGGCAGUGGGAGUGCCAGUGGUGGGGGUGGUGCGCGUCACAAACAACAACAGCAACAACAAUCGAUUAGCGGUUACGGUCGUCAGUCACACAGUCAUCAGCCAUUUAGUAUCAGUGGUGUUGCUGGUGGUGGCAAUUGCCAUUUGGAUAUUGGCAUUGCCAGCACCACAAUCACGCCCAGCACAACGCCCACUGAUGUUAUCGAUUUGUCUUCAUCCCGAAGGUCGCUAGCUGCCUCAACAUUCCAUCAGCAACAACAGCAGGCAGCCGCAGCCGUGCAGCAGCAGCAACAGCAACAGCAGCAACAACAGCAGCAGCAACAGCAACAGGCUGUCGCGGCACAGCACCAGCGCAUGUCCGCCGCAUUGGCUCACCAUGCCCAGCAUCUGCAGCAGAAUGGCGGACAUAGUGGCAGUGGCAGCGUGGGCGGCGGUGGCGGCGGUUCAUCUUCCUCGAAUGGCGGCAGUUCGUCUGGCGGCAAUAACAGCGCCAACAGCGCUUCGAUGCAUCUGCAAAGGCAUGCGGCACUGGCGGCCGCUGCAUGCUCCAGUGCGUCCGGCGAUGGGGCACAUCGGUUGUCUGUCAUACCGGAGAUAUCCACCAGCAACAUGAACCCAACGCCGUACAAGGUGCGCAAGGUGUGCGUCGACAAGCAUCUGGUGCCCUGCAUCAACAUGAAGGCCUACAAUGAAUCCGAGCAGCUGAUGACCCUCACCGAAUUCCAGAAGAACUUCUUUCCCACUGUCGCACUGGAUCAUUGCAAGCGGCUAAUCGAGGCGCUCGGCGUUGAGCUAUACAAGGCGAAUCGGCGACAGGUGCAAAUACUGAUGGAGUACGAUCGUUCCUACAAUGAGAAUAUGCCGCUGGUACAGGUGCGCGACAUCAUUAAGUACAUGACGCAGUUGACAUUCAUGACACGCCAAUCGGAGCAGCCGCCGUCGAAGCGCACACGCACAAGCUAGGAAUUAAGCUGGGGAGCACAACAUUUGCCAACAUCAACACCAACACCGACAGCAACAACAACAACAGCAGCAACAUCAUCAU